GUGUGCUUGUCGAACUGUUGAGGCCACAAACAAGCCCCAAGACUCGGGCGCAGUCUGAAACAUGCAUCAAUCGCCACAAACAAACAAUGCGGAAAAUGGCCGGGGUGCGCUCAUUUGUCUUACUGGCCUGCACAGCUCGUCGAAUCAACCGUCGCGGUCGGAUCGGCCCACGCAAAUCAGCCCAAGAAUCGAAAAGUCCGAUAGGGAAGCCUAGCCUCAAUUUCAGCUCUGUUGAAGCGGAUCCCAGGAAGCCCCCUUCCGAGGCGCCGUCCAGUGUACGCCGAGAAAAGGCUCGCUUCACGCUAUCCGAAACACCUGAGCCUUGGAUAGGCCUGGCAAAAUGAGGAAAUCCUGGGGAGAUUUGACUCGUGGAUCGCUUGGAAACUGGGCCCUUUUGGGGCUGGAAACUGGGAGGGCCAGUGCCAGAAGUAUUUGACUCCCUGUUGCGCCCAAACCUGGCUGACCUGAUCUGUGUUCUUGAGGCCACCGGUUGUCUGUAUCCUCCCGUGCUGGCACUUUGCGCCGCGACAUUCGUUUCUACGCUCGUUCCUCCGUUCUCGAUUGAGUCUGAUUCAUUUUCGCUUCUCUUCAAAUCGCAUUUUAUACCGGCGACUUCGGCCUCUUCUUUGCGACAAUUGACAUCCCCUAUAGUCUCCUACGAGAGAUUCUGGUAUCAAGAUGCGCUUCUUCACUGCCUUCGCCACCUUCGGGCUCAUUGCCUUUGCCGCUGCGCAAAACGCAACUACGACUGCUGAGUCGACCAAAGCCAGCAUUGCUUCCUCAACGGGCGCAUCCUCUGCGGCUGCCACCGCAUCCCUGAGUCCGCAAGUCAAGUGUCUGCAGUCCUGUGGUUCUGCGGACGUGUGCUGCCAGGCGAAAUGCGUCGGAGUCCCAUGCCCGUCUCAGCUCCAGGCGAAUGCGACGACGGAAUGCGCUGCCCAAUGCCCACAGGGUAAUGGCACGGCCGGCGAGACUCAACAAUAUGCUUCCUGCCAGGCGUCUUGCAUCAGCUCUUACUUCCUGACUGCCUCAUCCACUGCUGCUCCCACUGCCAGCCAAACCGGAAGCAGUUCCUCUGCCACAGGCACGUUUGCUUUUGGACAAGGCAGCGCAACCACAACCGACGGUUCAGCAUCAGCAACGGCAGGCGGCUCGUCCUCUGGAGCGUCAGCUUCGGCUUCGGCUACAGGGUCAUCUGGGAAUGGCGCCAACAACCUCCAUGUCGGUAGCGCGGGAUUCGGGUUUCUGGCUCUUGUCAUGGCCGGCCUGGCUUUGUAGAGGUCAGGAUUACCUGGCGAACUGAGAGAUGGCUUCACUUCUGAAAUUCUCAUAGCUUUUUUGGCGCCUGCUUCAAAUUCCUGAACGACAUUCCGACACGAUAAUCCUUGGGAGACUCAAACAACGUUAGAUGAUGGUAGCUUAGCUGUCCCCAUUUAUGGGCAACAAGCAUCUUGACCGAUCAUUCAUAUCUCAUCUCUGUGCAAGAAUAAUUCCCGGUCAUUGUGCUAGAUAGCUAGUUCCCAACGGAGCAGCAGUAUGAGUAGGUCUAAGAGGCUUAGAAUCUCUGCGUAGGGCUCUUGAACUGCAAUUGCUGCAGACGGCGAAUUGGCAUAACGGGUGCUUGCACCUCGAGCAAGUCCAAGUUACUGCACUACCUAACCGCAUCAGGCUUGGCGAUGAGGCUGCG
Cladophialophora immunda is the source of this 1687-nucleotide messenger RNA. RefSeq lists its product as uncharacterized. The record is from RefSeq and is a predicted model, not a curated record. The transcript is spliced from 3 exons. Lineage: Eukaryota; Fungi; Ascomycota; Eurotiomycetes; Chaetothyriales; Herpotrichiellaceae. The coding region runs from base 679 to 1278 and encodes 199 amino acids.